UUUUUUCUUUUUAAUAUAAAUCAACCAAAUGCAAUAAAAAACACAAAUUGGUCAAAACACAGGUCUUCUUUGGUGUUGUUAUUACUAUAAAUUAGACAUCAGGGUAUAUAUAUAUAUGUAUAUACACGGCAACUAUAAUAAUAAUAAUAGUAGUAGUAGUAAUAAUAAUAAUUAUUAUUAUGUUUUACUUUCAAGAAUUUGACAGCGACCGGAAGUCUUUAGCCCCCUCUCUCUCCCUCUCUCUCUCUCCUCUUUUGCCUUCACUUGUUUCACGGUUCGGUCCAACAUGGCGGCAGACGGAUGGAAAUACUGAUGACAGUCCGAAAGAUCGCCUCGAUUUGUACGAUGGGCGCCAAUGCCUCUGCUCUGGAAAAGGAGAUUGGACCGGAACAGUUUCCCGUGAAUGAACACUACUUUGGACUGGUCAAUUUUGGAAACACCUGCUACUGUAACUCAGUGCUGCAGGCUCUGUACUUCUGUCGACCCUUCAGAGAAAAGGUCUUGGCCUAUAAGGUUCAGCCUCGGCGUAAAGAGUCUCUCCUCACGUGCUUGGCCGAUCUUUUUAACAGCAUUGCUACGCAGAAGAAAAAAGUUGGUGUCAUUCCUCCAAAGAAAUUCAUCUCUCGGCUCCGAAAAGAAAAUGAGCUCUUUGACAACUACAUGCAGCAGGACGCACAUGAGUUCCUCAACUACCUGCUCAACACCAUCGCUGACCUGCUGCAGGAGGAGAAGAGUCAGGAGAGGCAGCAGAACGGGAAAGUGCUGCAUAAUGGAGGAGGAGGAGGAGGAAGUGAGGAAAAAGGCGGAGGGAACGAGGGAGAAGGAGGGAAGGAGACGCAGCAGACAUGGGUCCAUGAGAUCUUUCAAGGGACGCUGACCAAUGAGACACGGUGUCUCAACUGUGAAGCUGUGAGCAGCAAAGACGAGGACUUCCUGGAUCUUUCUGUAGACGUGGAGCAGAACACCUCCAUCACUCACUGUCUCAGAGGCUUCAGUAACACAGAGACUUUGUGCAGUGAAUAUAAAUAUUACUGUGAGCAGUGUCGCAGCAAACAGGAGGCUCAGAAAAGGAUGAGGGUGAAGAAGCUGCCCAUGAUCCUGGCUCUGCACCUCAAACGCUUUAAGUACAUGGACCAGCUGCACCGCUACACCAAACUGUCCUAUCGUGUGGUCUUCCCUCUGGAGCUCCGCCUCUUCAACACGUCUGGGGACGCCACCAACCCCGACCGCAUGUACGACCUGGUGGCUGUGGUGGUGCACUGUGGCAGUGGUCCGAACCGCGGACACUACAUCACCAUUGUUAAGAGCCACGGUUUCUGGCUGCUGUUUGAUGACGACAUCGUAGAGAAAAUCGAUGCUCAGGCCAUUGAGGAAUUCUAUGGUCUGACCUCAGAUAUUUCCAAGAAUUCUGAGUCAGGAUACAUCCUGUUCUACCAGUCCAGAGACUGAAGGGGCCCAUACUCAUCCCUCACGUCAGUCUGCAGAUCAGCAUAAAAGGGGAGGGGCUUGUGGCUGCUACCAGCUCUGCCCAGCACCUUGACCUGAGGGUCCAGGUUGUUUACUUCCUGUAGGCGGAGUUUUCCUCAAAGCUAACCUUCUGGACCCACAGGCUGUGGAGUGGAGUUUUACAGGAACACCAGGACGACGUCCGGAUGCUGGCUGUGCACUUAAGCCUGGAGCCACUGAGCAAGGCUAAUGUAAGAAGCUAACAUCCAUGAGAGAGAGAUGGACCAAUCAGCUGUCUCUGAUGAGUCUCAGAAGAAACUCCAGCCUGAGGACACCACCACCAUCAUCGUGAUUAUCUCCGUCAUCAUCACUGUUAGCAUUUGUCCUCUACAUAUUCAACUGUGCUUCAUUAGCUUUUACCAUUAGCUCUACACUAGCACACUCACAAAUACCUAACAACAUAGUAUAAACAUCUAAACAAAUAUUCUGCUAACAGAAAGUUUCAAACAGACCUUAUCGCCACUUCACUUUAACUAAUCACAGCGAGGGUUUGCCUGUUUUAUUCUUGAUUUUCAGCUAACCUUUAGCAUUCUGUUGCUGUUACCUAAAACAAUGUCCUGUGGAGACAGAAAGUCGACAAGAAGAGUCGGCAAGAAAGAAACACUGCUGUCAAAGCCAAACCAUUAGCUUUAGCAACAUUAGCUGAACAGCUAAAAGAGUCGACUUGUACUUCCAAAAAUCUUCCCACUGAACAGAUAGUUUUGUUACUUAGGAUUUUUUCUUCUUUCAAACGUAUCAAACUAUGUAAUACUCUGAAACUCAAAACAACCCAAACAGUGAGCCUUAACAUGACUGACAAUCUUGUUAGCUUAAGCCAGUUAGCUGCUUAGUCACACGGGAAAGUCACUUUUGGUUCUUAAGUGUCUUUAUCGGCCAUUAUCAGUCCUUUAAUUUUGUUUUUUUUCCAAGGUGUCAGGAACAGCUCCUGCACAAAGGUCACUACCUUGAACUUUUUGAAUGUUUGUUGUGUUGAUUGUGUUAAACAUUUAAGCUAACCAUCACUAACAUCUAUUUUAGUCAAGUCUCUUGUUAUCAGCUGCUAAUCGUUAGCUCACCUUCCGGUUGUAACAUCUUCCCUGUAGCUUCAGCUCUAUUCAACACAAACUGAUGCUUGUCAACUCACUUUGAUGACUGACUUGAAAGAAUGCAAACUGUAGUUCCUUCGUUGUUCAAUGACUGACAUGUUCUGCAGAAAAGUUACAUUUUGAUCAAAUGUAGGGAUUUUUUUUGUUGAUUAAAACAAUAUCUUUGUUACAUUUAUAGAAACACACAUUUACAUUUUCUGAAGGUUGAUUCACUUUUUUUCUCAUCACUUUAUCUUUAACUAUUUUUUUCAAUAUAGGAACAAAUUAUCUUUAAGUAUUUUUUUUCUUUAUGAACAAAUGAAGCACAAGUGUAAAGUUCUCACAGGAAACAUGGUCUUAUUUAAACCAGUUUUUUUUAUUUAAAUAAUAAUUAUUAAAAUGUAUGUUUAUGUUUAAUGACUGUUUACAUCUCAGAUGAAGAAUUUUUUUUAAAUAUUGCUUUUAUGUUAAAAUUCUACUUUUGUGCUAUGGACACAACUGAGAAAGUUUUUGUUUUUUUCUUGUUUAUUUGUACAUAACAGAUGUCAUUAUUAUUAUUUUAAAAUAGCUAAAAUAUUAAAAAAAAUAAAUACAAGCUCUUUGCAAACCUUUUUCCUUUUCUUUCUGCUCAAUUAUUUUUUAACGAUUCCUCAGAUCUUCUUAGAACAGCUCAAAUAUGUUUCAAUUUAGCUAAAUAUGAAGUGUUGAAAUAUUAUUUUUACCUUAAAUAUUUUGUAGGAGUUAAAUAUAAUUUGAAUAUUUAUACGAGCAAAAAUCUAUUUAAGAUGUACUCU
Messenger RNA from Cynoglossus semilaevis (tongue sole), 3364 nucleotides. RefSeq names its product ubiquitin specific peptidase 12b (gene usp12b). Gene Ontology annotation, molecular function: cysteine-type deubiquitinase activity. The record is from RefSeq and is a predicted model, not a curated record. Gene Ontology annotation, cellular component: cytosol; nucleus. Lineage: Eukaryota; Metazoa; Chordata; Actinopteri; Pleuronectiformes; Cynoglossidae. Gene Ontology annotation, biological process: protein deubiquitination. The transcript is spliced from 9 exons. The coding region runs from base 301 to 1449 and encodes 382 amino acids.